AUGCUGCCCCCGCCAGAAGAUGACCAGGCUGAGGAUGACUCUGGGGAAGACCCCAUGGACUACGACGUGUCGAGAUCCGACCCUGGCUUCAUCGAUUCGGUCUUGGAAGAAAACACUUCUCUCCGGUUCGAUAUCGACUCUGUUCGUUUAGAAAACUCCUCUCUACAGGAGGAAAGGGACGCCUUGCGUAGGCAGGUCGAGUCCCUCACACUGGGCCAGCGGUUUGGCAUUCGCUGUUUGAUUGGCUCAGACGAUGACAUCGGGCAUUAUACAAGUUAUGCUGAUACCGUAGUAAUCCUGGACUGCACUGAGUUGCAUUGUCAAUGCCCCUCUGAUCCUGUUCUUCAAAAUGAAGUUUACUCCCAUUACAAGUCCCACUGCACGCUGAAAGGGCUCAUUGGCAUUGCUCCACAUGGGCCAGUGACAUUUAUUUCACAAUUGUAUGCAGGGUCAAUCAGUGAUAAGCAAAUUACCAUGCAGUCUGGUGUCCUUGACCUGCUUAGACCUGGGAUGGCUGUCAUGGUGGACAGAGGAUUUCUAAUUGAUGAUGUAGUUCCUUGUAAGAUAUAUAGACCACCUUUUCUAGGUGGCAGGCCUCAGAUGUCUGGAUCAGAGGUAAAGGAGACUCAGGCUAUUGCCAGUCUAAGAGUACAUGUGGAACGGUCUAUACGUCGUGUGAAAGAGCACAAAAUUUUCAGCUCAGAAAUUCCCUUGAGUUUAUUCGGCAGCAUUAACCAGCUGUACACUGUUGCAUGCCUUCUGACCAAUUUUGAACAUCUCCAUCUUGUUAAGGCCUGGGCAAAGAGGCAUGAGGUGUAAGUGAGGCCUAGUUGUAUAUACUG
This is a messenger RNA of Engraulis encrasicolus (European anchovy), 842 nucleotides long. RefSeq lists its product as uncharacterized. The coding region runs from base 1 to 819 and encodes 272 amino acids. Lineage: Eukaryota; Metazoa; Chordata; Actinopteri; Clupeiformes; Engraulidae. The transcript is spliced from 2 exons. The record is from RefSeq and is a predicted model, not a curated record.